This is a messenger RNA of Symbiodinium natans, 729 nucleotides long. The record is from the annotation of a GenBank genome assembly. NCBI's taxonomy places the organism in Eukaryota, Dinophyceae, Suessiales, Symbiodiniaceae.
AUGGCUCACGACACCGGACGUAUUGUCGUUCUAUGCGGUCUUGCAGGUUCCGGCAAGACCUCCACUGCUAAGACGCUCAAGGAGCACGGGUGGAUCUACUUCGAGGGUGAUGUAUGGUCCUGGGGCGACCCUGUCUCACAAGCAGAGGAGACCCCCACCCCUGAGAUGAUCGCCAAAGCACGCGAGAAUGCCGAGAAAAUGAAGGCCAUCAUGGCCAUGGGGGCUGAGUUCUACGCCAGGGUCAAUGCUGGCGAGGAGGGGAGCUAUGAAGCUGCAAAUGCCUUUUAUGAUCUGAUGAUGGCGGAUGUGCUCAAGGUGAAGCACGAGAAUCCAGGAAAGGACAUUGUGGUGGUACAUGCCAUCAACCACAAGAAGAUCCGUGAUCACCUGUUUCAGUGCCUUGAGAAGGACGGAUGCAACAAAGUCUCUAUGGUCUGUCUUGAUGUUCCUCACGACGCGCUCAAACGACGGAACCUGUACCGCCUUGAAUCUCGAGCCAAGGCUGACGGUAAGACCCUUCAAAAGUUCAUCAUGGAUUUCCCUGGUCACAACCUCCCUGCUGAGUACGAGGCUCGUUUGGAGCAGCUCACAAGCCCAGGUGUCCUUAAACUGGAGCCUCUCGGAGAUGACGAGAAGAACGUCCACUUCAUACACGUUUCGGGCGUGGAGGACCAAGCUGGCGUUGACAAGAAAGUGCUGGAUGUGCUACGAAUGAAGGAGCCCGAGUAG